Messenger RNA from Trichobilharzia regenti, 2058 nucleotides. The record is from the annotation of a GenBank genome assembly. Lineage: Eukaryota; Metazoa; Platyhelminthes; Trematoda; Strigeidida; Schistosomatidae.
AUGGAUAUUGAAGAUAUCACUACUGAACAUGAAAGACCAGAAAAUGCCACAGGUGUAUUAGUCAAAGCAAGAUUUAAAAAUAAAAAACAACCUAUGUAUGAAGAUUUAUGUUUAAGCAGUAGUGUGCCUGAGAAAUAUCGUGUUUUUGUACAAACAUGGGGAUGUGCACACAAUACUAGUGACAGUGAAUACAUGACUGGAUUACUAGCUAAGUAUGGUUAUCAAGUAACACUAGGCGGGUCACAAAAUACCCAUGGUAGCUGUGAAUCUGAUAAUCUUCCCGACUGUGAUAAUCAUAAUUCUAAUACAUGUGAAUGUCAAAGCGCCGAUGACCAAUGCUGUUCACAAGACAAUAAUAAUAAAAAUUCAGAGAAGACAAAACCUGGCAAUACAGAUCAAAAUGCUAAAAUGGAAGCACAUAUUUGGGUGUUGAACAGUUGUACAGUGAAAGGUCCAGCAGAAGAUCACUUUCGUAAUGCGGUUCUAGAAGGUGUAAAACUUGGUAAAUGUGUAGUGGCAGCUGGUUGUGUACCACAGAGUCGACCGGGUGCUGAUUAUUUAAAGGGUGUAAGUGUAAUCGGUGUACGUCAAAUUGAUCGAAUAGUUGAAGUUGUUGAAGAAACACUCCAAGGUAAUGUAGUACGUUUUCUGGAUAAAAAAUGGACCCCAUCAUCAUCUGAGUCGAAAGAAUCAACAAAUACUGCUUCUGCUGCUGGUGCUGCCUUAGAUUUGCCCAAGAUACGACGUAAUCCUCUGAUUGAAAUCCUCCCCAUCAGUACUGGCUGUUUAAAUUCAUGCACCUAUUGUAAAACAAAACAAGCCCGUGGUGUGUUAGCCAGUUAUCCAAUUGAACAAUUGUUGGAUCGUGUUAGACAAGCAUUUUCAGAUGGUGUCAAAGAAUUAUGGCUCACCUCAGAAGAUCUUGGUGCAUAUGGACGUGAUUUAGACCGGGCGAAUUCAUCAUUGAUUUGUCCAACACUUUCUGCGAAAUGGCCUCAUUUCAUUACACUGGCUGAUCUGUUGGCCGGUAUUAUCCCAUUGAUACCAGCUGGUUGUAUGCUAAGGCUGGGUAUGACAAAUCCACCGUAUAUAUUAGAUCAGCUGGUUGAAAUUGCUGAGGUGUUAUCCCAUCCUAGAGUCUACUCAUUUAUUCAUAUUCCUGUUCAGUCGGGUUCAGACGCUGUAUUAGAUGCCAUGAAAAGAGAAUAUACAAUUGAAGAAUUUUCACGUGUUGUAGAUUAUCUCAAGGAGAAUGUACAACCUACAAAUUUACCAAAUGAUGUACCUGACAGUGCACCGAAUGGUUGUGGACAGUUAACAAUUGCUACAGAUAUUAUCUGUGGUUUUCCAAAUGAAACAGAAAAUGAUUUUAAUCAAACUGUCCAACUAAUUGAAAAAUAUCAUUUUCCUGUACUUCAUAUUAAUCAAUUUUUUGCACGUCCUGGUACCCCGGCAGCUAAUAUGCAAAGAAAAGCGACAACAGCAGAAGUGAAACUUCGUACACGAAAAUUACACGAUUUAUUUCGAACUUAUCGUCCUUAUGAUGGUCGUGUUGGUUGUAAAGUUCGUGCACUGAUUACUGAACCAAGUUUUGAUGGUAAAUAUUGGGUUGGACAUACAAAAGCUUAUGAACAGAUUUUACUUCCAAAAGAUUCUAAUGUCUAUGGUCGGAUUGUGUUAGUUCAAAUCGUGGAAUGUGAUAAAUUCUUUAUGCGAGGUGAAAUUAUCGAUCCUGGACCAUUUGAUUCUAUCGUCUUUCCAAAUCAUCACUCUGGAGUUGUUGGCAUUGAUGUUGACAAUAGCCGCCAGUCAUUGUUAAGAGAAUCCUUGAAAUUGACAAAUCUACCAGAGUUAAUUCAAAAUACAUCAGGAAAUAUUCCAAAUGGGAUAGUAUCGAAAGACAAAGAGCGGUUAUUAUCAAAAUUAAACAAUUAUAUAAGAAAUGAUAAGACACUGGUAUCUCUGACAGGUUAUGCUGCAUUCGCUGUACUUGGCUUCUGUCUAUUCUUGACAGUUUCAAACACCAGAAGAAAUCAAUUAUUUGCCUUAUUCAGAUAA